Molecule: messenger RNA, 489 nt
Organism: Verruconis gallopava
Lineage: Eukaryota; Fungi; Ascomycota; Dothideomycetes; Venturiales; Sympoventuriaceae
Exons: 3
Coding region: 1-489 (162 amino acids)
Source: RefSeq, a predicted model, not a curated record
AUGUGGGGGCCAAAUGCCUUCAGCCUUCUCUGUAUAGCAAGUGAAGCGAACUUGGUUGCGGCCUCUGCCGCCUCAGAACACAAAAGGGCUGACUAUUCAGCCCAAGAGGCUCGCUUCCACAAGCGCUUUUCACCUAACAUUGAUUCCUAUCCUACCAUGCAAACUACAGUUGACAGCCAAAAUAAGGCGACAUCCUUGAAGCAGCGGGCCGCGAGAAAGAUCGGCUUGAGGAAAGAAGAGCUGAAGAAAGUCAAGAUAAUCGACGCCUAUCACCUCGACAGGAAACAGGUUGUCGAGUUCUUGGAGAAGAAGUUCCCCAAGCACAAGAAGGAAAUUGGCGAGAUGCAAGAGAUCAAUGACAAAUUUUACGUGAUGCUCCCGAGGGGUCUGGAAAAGGGCGAAGAAGAAGAAAUUGCGAAGCUGCGCAAAAGCACGGGAGGCUUUCAGCCUGAUGCGGACGGCAACCUGCCCUUCCCCUUUGAAACCUGA